AUGGCUGCAAUGUCCAACUCUCUGAUUGUCUCCAGAAACCCUCAGCUCUCCAACCUCUCUUCCGGUGUCGCACCUACAGUGUUGUCCUUCAAUCCCACUCGCCCUCGGAGCCUCCGAGUUGGUCCCUCGAGAAGGUCGCUCGUCGUCCAAGCUGCCUACAGGGAUGGUGAAAGAUCAGGCAGUACCGGAAUCUUCAUCGGCGGGUUUGUGUUGGGAGGACUCAUUGUUGGUGCACUCGGUUGUGUUUACGCACCUCAGAUUAGCAAGGCACUAGCUGGCGCUGAUAGGAAGGACCUAAUGAGGAAACUCCCCAAGUUCAUCUAUGAUGAAGAGAAGGCUUUGGAGAAAACACGAAAGAUAUUGACUGACAAGAUAGCACAACUGAACUCCGCCAUUGACGAUGUCUCUUCUCAGCUCAGAUCAGAAGAUGCCCCUAAAGAAGACACGUCUGUGAACCCCGAUGAAAUCGAAGCUGCAAUUUGA
Linum trigynum is the source of this 483-nucleotide messenger RNA. Lineage: Eukaryota; Viridiplantae; Streptophyta; Magnoliopsida; Malpighiales; Linaceae. The record is from the annotation of a GenBank genome assembly.